Molecule: messenger RNA, 963 nt
Organism: Mizuhopecten yessoensis (Yesso scallop)
Lineage: Eukaryota; Metazoa; Mollusca; Bivalvia; Pectinida; Pectinidae
Product: transcription factor BTF3 homolog 4-like
Exons: 7
Coding region: 111-590 (159 amino acids)
Cellular component (GO): nascent polypeptide-associated complex; cytosol
Source: RefSeq, a predicted model, not a curated record
AUUUUAUAUUAAGACUUUUACACAAAUAACGAUGACGUAGUCCUCUUCAGCGGCGGCCAUAGAAAACCUCGUGGGUCUUCAUUUUUGUUGAUCAGAACUCAGGAUUAAAUAUGAAUCCUGAAAAGUUAAAGCAGCUGCAACAGCAAGUACGCAUAGGAGGAAAGGGUACUGCAAGAAGGAAGAAGAAGGUGGUGCAUCGUACAGCAACAACAGAUGAUAAGAAACUACAAAGCUCAUUGAAGAAACUUUCUGUUAGUAACAUCCCAGGGAUUGAAGAGGUGAACAUGAUCAAGGAUGAUGGUAUGGUCAUCCAUUUCAAUAACCCUAAAGUGCAAGCCUCUCUUGCUGCAAACACAUUUGCAAUCACUGGACAGGCCGAGAACAAACAAAUUGCUGAGAUGCUGCCAGGUAUUCUUAAUCAACUAGGAGCUGAAAGCUUAAGUAGUCUCAAAAAGCUAGCAUCCUCUGUCACGGGUAGUAUGUCAGCAGGCUCUGGCGACAGCAAGCCUGCCACAGAAGACAUUGAUGACGAUGAAGACGGAGUUCCAGAUCUGGUUGGAAACUUUGAUGAGACAUCCAAAGGUGAAUGAGCUAAAAGAUUCAACAUUAAAUGCAUGUUUUCAGACACUACUGGUUUUGUACUAUGAAAGCUGUUGGACUUGUGUGAAGAUCAAAAGUUACCCUGACCCAGUUUUAACGCUUUAUCAACAGACUGACGAUAAAAAUGAAGACAAGGUCGCAAUAGAAAAAAUCAUCACAAGAAAAGUGAUGCUUUUAUUACCUGUCGAAGGAAGAUUGACAGAAUUACGUUAUUGUAUAAUAUUUACUAGAGGAAAACAUUUUAUGGACGCCUUUCAUAAUAAAUCCACUCACUACAGUACUUGGACACCGGACAACAAACAGCUGUUUUUACAAAGAUAUCUUGACCUAUGUCCAAGUAUAAAUAAAGAUUCUUUCUCACAA